AUGUGGUCUGGAGAUGCUCAUUAUUCAGAUUCUCAAUUCAUUCAGAUAAGCAUGACAUGCCCAAUUCAUUUUUUCCGUGAUAGAUGCCAUAACUGCUCAUGGCAAUACCGUGAACUUGGAGAUAGAUCGAAUCCAGAAGCCGUCAUUUUACUUCCUGGUAUUAGAGAAACCGUCAGCUCAUAUUUCCAUUUAAUGCCUGCUCUUAAUAGUCGUGGAUAUAGAGUUGUUUCUGUUUCUUUUCAAAAUUCGCCAAAUUACAUCUAUUUAACAGAAGGAUUUAAUGAACUUAUGCUUCAUCUACAAAUAAGAUACGCUCAUUUUGUCGGUAAUGAUUUGGGCGGUUUCAUUGCUCUUCAAAUUGCAUCAGCACCAAAGAAGGUUUUCUUAACUAAAUCUAUUACAUUGAUCAACUCUUACGCAUCCAAUCAGCAAUUCAAGGGCGGAAGCUUCAAUUCAAUUAAGCUUCUUAAACUAUUUUCUGCAAAGUCAGAUUUAUUGAAAGAAUUCGAAAAAUUCAACGUUUAUCAGAACCCAUCUCAAUCACUACUAUUCGUUAGUCAUGAAGUUGAAACGAUUUCUUCUGAAGACGCAAGAGUUCGAGUUGAACUCAGACAAUCACAUGCUUUACCACUUGAUGUGACUAUCCCAGAUAAAGCAAUCAUGGUUAUUGACGUUUCAAACAGAAUUAUUCAAUAUUCAGAAGAUUCUGAUCCAAUGAAAAAAUUCCCUGAUGCAAUCUUAUCAAUUAUGAAAGAAGGCGGUGACUGGCCUCAUUUGGAGGCUCCUCAGGAUCUUAUUCAGUAUUUAUUGGUCCAUUUAAGGAAAUGGACAGAAACAAUGAAAAUCGAUGAACAACAAGCAGAAUCUACACAACAGUAA
Messenger RNA from Trichomonas vaginalis G3, 879 nucleotides. RefSeq names its product acid cluster protein 33 family. The record is from RefSeq and is a predicted model, not a curated record. The coding region runs from base 1 to 879 and encodes 292 amino acids. NCBI's taxonomy places the organism in Eukaryota, Parabasalia, Trichomonadida, Trichomonadidae. The transcript has a single exon.